Seminavis robusta is the source of this 1095-nucleotide messenger RNA. Lineage: Eukaryota; Bacillariophyta; Bacillariophyceae; Naviculales; Naviculaceae. The record is from the annotation of a GenBank genome assembly.
AUGCCACGGGGUCAUCAGGCGAGAGUUCGCUCUGCAAGAGCUUUUGCCAGAAACCUCCUACGUCAACUGCGGCCGACAAGAGCAGAGUCAAACGGGGGAGUGAGUGAUCAGGACGACAGGCCAACACGUAAAAAGUACAAACAUUCGGACCGGCAUAAGAGACGCAAGGCAAAACAGCGCGACAUCCAGCAGGAAAUAAAGGGACUGCCGACUCUUUUUGAACUCAAGGAAGUGCUGUAUGAUGAAAAGAAAGCUGUCCAGUUUCUCAUCGGCAAGGGUGUCAUUCAGGUGCCAGAGUACUGUGGCCGAUGCAACAGCGGUGUAAAGCCUGACUGGGAGCACUACCAAAUAAGAUGCCAGAAGACAAAGUGCAUGUACGAAACUCCCCCUGUUCGCUGUGAACUGUGCCCUUGCGACCGAAUGGAGGAAACAACAACACGGCUGGGCGACAAAGGGAAAAAGUGUACGAACGACGAUUGUGGAUGGGAGUGGAGCCCUGGGAAUUGUCACAAGCGGUCUUUCUUUCGGAACAGUGUGCUCGAGAACUGCAAGCUACCCAAGAAUGAGGUUCUGCACUUGAUCUACUUGUGGUUGAACAAGUCGACAAACCUGCAAGUGUGCCAACAACUUGGCUGGGACAGCGAAACGGCAGGAAGGUGGCUGAAAUACUGCCGGCAACUUGUCACGGAGAUGAUUGUCACUGUACCCCACCACAACAACAUGAUCGGUGGCCACGGAACGAUUGUGGAGAUUGAUGAAUCCAAAAUGGCCAAACGAAAGUACAACAGAGGACGACGAGUGAAGGGAAGCUGGGUUCUGGGGAUGGUGGAAAGAACACCGGAUCGCAGAAUGGUUCUUCUGGUAGUUGACGACAGAACCAAGAAGACACUUGAGCACGCAAUCAAGACCUUUGUUCAUCCUGGGAGCAUCAUUCACACCGACAUGUGGAAGGGCUAUAUUGGUCUGGAGCGACUUGGUUACACACACAAGACACUCUGCCACAAAUAUGAGUUUGUUGCAGAGGACGGAACACACACCCAGACAGUUGAAGGAAACUGGACACCGAUCAAGAAGGCCAUUCCGGUCCAGUGUUGA